UCUAGAAAGCUUAAGUCAUGCUUUUGUUUUUCCAAUUUGCUGCAUAUUGAAGAGGAAGAACGGAGAACAGAGACCCACAGCUGUCGCCGCCGCCGCCAAAGCCCGUCGCCGUUUGCUCUCUCCGAGGCCCCGUCGCCGCCACCUCUUGCCGCUGAGCGUCUCACCGCCGGCUUCAAAAACGAAGAGACCUGCCGCUGAAGCCUCUCGCAACCGUCUAUCGGAGCCGCCCUCUCUGCCGCCUCUUGCCGCUGCCCUCUCUGAAGUCGGCCGCUGCAGGGCCUUCGCCUACCACCACCGCCCACCGCUGCAUCCUCCUCUCUGCCGCCUCUCUCCACGGUCGCACAGCCCCUCCCUCUGUAUUGCCGCCGCCACACAACCCCUCCUUUUCCACCGGUGUCGCACAGCCCCUCUCUCUCUGGAAAUGGCCUCAUCUGUGGAAGAGGAAUCACUGCAAACUGUUGCAUUCAUGGAGCUUGCAUUGCAACAGGCAAAGCUUGCGAUGGACAGCCUUGAAGUUCCUGUUGGUUGUGUGAUUGUCGAGGAUGGGGAGGUCAUUGCUUCAGGAAGAAAUCGGACCACAGAGACAAGAAAUGCUACAAGACAUGCUGAGCUUGAAGCUAUUGAUGUGCUUCUUGAGCAGUGGAAGAUAAAUGGACUUCCAGAGGCAGAAGUUGCCAAAAGAUUUUCAAGAUGCACUCUUUAUGUUACAUGUGAACCAUGCAUUAUGUGUGCUGCUGCCUUAUCAAUUCUGGGUAUAGAGGAAAUCUAUUAUGGUUGCGCUAAUGAAAAAUUUGGAGGUUGUGGAUCAAUAUUGUCGCUACACACAAGUAUCUCUGAGCCUUGUAUGAGUGGUAGAGUACCAUGUCAGAAGGGCUUUAAAUGCACAGGAGGAAUAAUGGCCUCAGAAGCAGUAUCUCUGUUGCGAAAAUUCUAUGAGCAAGGGAACCCCAACGCUCCAAAGCCUCAUAGGCCACCAAUCCAGAGGGUACAAGACUAAAUUACUCCUGCUUAACUCUGUUCCCCUUCCUUUAAAAGAGACUAGGUCUCAAUCUUCUGCUACGUUGACAUUGUGGAGAUGCUGGAAUGCACUGCAGCAAGGGAAAUAAGAUCAUAUCAAUUUGUCUUAUAUGGUAUGGAGUGCAGCCAGUUCAGAUUCUCAUCAAUUCCCUUGUUCAAUAGCCAAUUUCAUGCUCCUGUGUCCAAGAACGCAGCAAUAGGAGACAGAUAUUUGUAUUUUAUCUUUACCCAUCUAAUUGUUGGAGACAACAGAAGUAUAGUGGACAAAAGGAUCUGAAAAUUAAGGGAAUGAGAGGUAGAGCUGUGGCUCCUAUUCUAAUAAUUUCUAUUCUUUC
Messenger RNA from Diospyros lotus (date-plum), 1352 nucleotides. RefSeq names its product tRNA-specific adenosine deaminase TAD2. The transcript has 9 exons. NCBI's taxonomy places the organism in Eukaryota, Viridiplantae, Streptophyta, Magnoliopsida, Ericales, Ebenaceae. Gene Ontology annotation, molecular function: zinc ion binding; tRNA-specific adenosine-34 deaminase activity. Bases 422 to 997 code for a protein of 191 amino acids. The record is from RefSeq and is a predicted model, not a curated record. Gene Ontology annotation, biological process: tRNA wobble adenosine to inosine editing.